This is a messenger RNA of Dermochelys coriacea (leatherback sea turtle), 1080 nucleotides long. It is a transcript of the gene MTIF3, whose product is annotated as mitochondrial translational initiation factor 3. Gene Ontology annotation, biological process: ribosome disassembly; mitochondrial translational initiation. Gene Ontology annotation, cellular component: mitochondrion. Lineage: Eukaryota; Metazoa; Chordata; Testudines; Dermochelyidae. The record is from RefSeq and is a predicted model, not a curated record. Gene Ontology annotation, molecular function: translation initiation factor activity; ribosome binding.
GCACGGGCCGCCCCCCGCCUCCCGAGCUCGCUCAGCUCCGCCCCGCUGGCGCCGCCCGCCCUGCGUCCGCCGCCGCCGCCGCCGGAUCCCCCGGCCCGGCCCGGCCCGGCCCGGCAGAAUGGCUGCCCUUUACCUAAAGAAAUUAAUACAUCAAGCCACAAGGAAUGAAACUAGUUGCAUAAAUAAAUACUUCAACAUUCCUUUGGUGCAAACUAUGCAAAAGACCACAUUCUCUCAAGCAUUGAUGGUGAUGGCUGGUGCUAAAAGAAGACUUAUGUUUGUACCUACAAAAUCAUUUUGUACAACUGGAGAAGCUGAAAAGAAACCAGAAGGAAAGAAAAAAAACUCAAAUGCCCAAAAAACAUUUGGAAGCAUUGGGAGGAAAAUUCCUCAGAGGAUCCUUCAUGUAAUUAGCGAAAACGGGGACAGCUUAGGAAAUAUGCACAGAGGAGAUGUGAUUCGACUCAUGAAUGAUCGUGAUCUGAAGCUUGUUCCACUGCGUGAAAAUGAAGAGCCUCCAGUGUACAGACUAAUGACGGGGAAGCAGAUUCACGAAGAGCAGCUCAAACGCAGAGAGAAACAAAAAGCAAGUUCAAAAGCUGGGCCUGUUCAGCUGAAGGAGUUAACUUUUUCUGCAACUAUUGCAAAACAUGACUUAGAGACCAAAAUUAGACAGAUUCAGCAGUGGAUUGAUAAGAAGCAUCAUGUCAGAAUUUCUGUACAGCAACGAAAUGUUGCAGAUGGACCAGAAAAGAUGCUGGCUCUCUUUGAUCAGAUUGUUGCGACUAUGCCUGAGAAAGCUACUUACCUAUCCCAGCCAAGAGUAGCUAAAGAAGGAAAGAGUACAUGUGUUCUGAGACACACGUCAGACAAAGAAGCUAGUGAGUACAGGAAAAUGGAAAAGAAGAACAGGGACAUUCUGAAGAAGGAGCGUGGAAAUGAAACUACUGAGUCAAGUGAACUGCAGUGAUUUUAACCAAACACCUGGAGUGACUACAAAACAAAAUAUUCAGUUUUCUACACAAGACAUUAUAAACUUGCCCAUGUGAUAAUAAAGCAAAUUGUCAAUUCUUGCUGAAA